Messenger RNA from Lodderomyces orthopsilosis Co 90-125, 2859 nucleotides. RefSeq lists its product as uncharacterized. Gene Ontology annotation, biological process: protein import into nucleus. Gene Ontology annotation, cellular component: cytoplasm; nucleus. The record is from RefSeq and is a predicted model, not a curated record. NCBI's taxonomy places the organism in Eukaryota, Fungi, Ascomycota, Pichiomycetes, Serinales, Debaryomycetaceae. Bases 1 to 2859 code for a protein of 952 amino acids. Gene Ontology annotation, molecular function: nuclear import signal receptor activity. The transcript has a single exon.
AUGUCUUGGACACCAGACACCAAUGCAGUUGAACAACUCAAGCAUAUCUUUCAAGGCACCUUAUCGUCAAACAACGAAGAACGAAAAUUAGCUAAUGAGGCUUUGGUUCAAGCUAAACAAAACCUUGAGAUAGAAAACUAUCUAUUCACAAUUUUAGUUUUUGAUAAUUCAGCCAAGCCAGACGUCCGAGCAGCAGCUGGUAUUAAUUUGAAAAAUAUUAUUUUGAAAAACAAAUCUGAUCAUCUGAUUGAUAGGAGUUAUAUAACGAAUAAUAUUAUACAAGGUUUGACUAGUCCUGACGCUAUGGUUAGAAAUAUUACUGGGAAUGUAAUCACUUCAUUAUUUUCUAUUUAUGGAAUAUCACAAUGGGGAACAGCUUUAACUAGCUUGUUAACUUUGGCUCACAAUGGACAAGAAAAUGAUGUAAACAAGACAGGGUCUCUUCAAUUCUCAACACAGGAAGCAGCAAUGAGUGCCCUUGCCAAGAUUUGUGAAGAUUCAUAUUUGGAACUAGAUCGAGAGUAUAAUGGAGAACGACCAUUGAAUUUUUUGCUUCCUGAAUUUUUAAAAUUAAUGGAUCUGACCAGUAUUAAAGUCAAGGCUUUUGCUGUACAUUGUUUUAAUCAAUUUAUCAUUUUGGAUACACAAUCUUUUCUUGUUUUGGUUGAUCAAUUUUUGACCAAAAUCUUUCAACUAGCUCAAGAUACUGACGGUAUCGAAACACCCGAUGCAUGCGCAUUGAAAAAGAAUAUAUGUACGGCUUUUCUUUCAAUUUUGGAAACAAGGCCAGAUAAAUUGGCCCCUCAUAUCGACGGAAUAAUGAGUUAUUGUCUACAUGUGAUACAAAAGGGAACCAACAAUGAACUAAGUUUGGAAGCAGGGGAAUUUUUGUUAGCAUUGGCAAGCUCCAAUGAUUUCAAAGCUGUUUUUACAGCAGACAAGUUAAAAGUCAUUUUACCGGUAUUGUUGGAUAAAAUGGUGUAUUCAGAAGAGGAAAUGUUUCUCAUGGAGGUUGCUGAUAACAAUGACGAUGCCGAUGUGGCUGACAAGGAUGAAGAUAUAAAGCCAACCAAUAUCAAGUCAAAAGAAGCUAGGCGAAUCAAUGGGAAUGCCAAUGGGGAUGUUUCAAACAUUGAAAAUGGUGGAGAAAACGGAGCUGGAGGAGAAGAUGAUAACGACGAUGACGGUGACGACGACGACGAUGAUGAUGAAGAGGAUGAUGACGAUGAUAUGGGUGAAUGGAGUUUAAGAAAGUGCUCUGCUGCAACAUUAGAUGUAUUGAGUGAAAGUUUACCCCAAGAAGUUCUCAUUUUAGCUUUACCCAUCUUACAAGAGAAAAUUAUGUCAACACAAUGGCCAAUUAGAGAAGCCGCGAUUUUGGCAUUUGGUGCCAUGAGCAACAGUUUUAUUAAUUUGGCUAGUAAUAAAUUACCUGAGUUGGUACCAUUCCUCGUUGACAGAUUGCAAGAUGAACAACCAAGAGUAAGACAAAUUACUUGCUGGACGUUGUCAAGAUAUGCAGCAUGGGUUAGUUUAGAAGCCCACGAGGGUGGUGAAUAUGCCACUUUUUUCCAACCUACUUUCCAAUCGAUUGUUGCUUGUGCUUUGGAUCCUAAAAAGAUUGUCCAAGAAGCAGCUUGUUCUGCGCUAUCUGCAUUUAUCGAGGAAUCUGACCCACAGUUGAUUGAGUUUUACCUUGAACCAUUGCUUAAUCAUUUUGCGCAAUGUUUCCAAAGAUAUCAACGCAAAAAUUUAAUCAUCUUGUAUGAUUGUGUUCAAACAUUUGUAGAAAAAAUGGGUUAUGAAAACCUAUCACGAGAUCCCAAAUACGUUUCCAUUUUACUUCCUCCGUUGUUGCAAAGAUGGGAUCAAUUACUGGAUGACGAUACCGCAUUGUGGCCAUUACUUGAAUGUAUGGCUUCCGUUGCUGCUACUUUGAAAGAGUUGUUUGCUCCCUAUGCUAUCCCUGUAUACGACAGGGCUAUGAAAAUAUUGUCAAAUUGUAUUAUAAUGGAUCAAAAUUGUCAAACCGAUCCAUCGAUAGAUACACCAGAAAAGGAUUUCAUGGUUACCUCUUUGGAUCUAGUUGAUGGGUUAAUCCAAGGGUUUGAAUUUCAUUCAAUUGAUUUGGUUCAACAUCAUGACAAGCCGAGUUUCGACUUGACUGAUUGUUUGUUGGUUUGUUUUGAAGACUUCAACUCUGACGUUAGACAAUCGGCUUAUGCAUUGCUUGGGGAUAUGGCCAUUUACAUCAUUGAUAUAUUGAAGCCAUACUUGCAUCUGAUUUUCAUUAGUAUUUGCAAUGAAAUAAACAAUAGAAGUUCAGAAACAUUCCCAGUCUACAAUAAUGCUAUUUGGGCAUUAGGUGAGAUGAUCAUUCGAUUGCCAGCUAAGGAUUCAGCACCAUACUUGUCCAAUUUAAUCAACUUGCUAGUACCGGUUCUCAAUAGUGCCGACACGCAAAUCACGGUAUUGGAAAAUUGUGCUAUAUGUUUAGGAAGAAUGGGACUUGUUGGAUCAGAAUUACUUGCCCCAAGGUUAAUUGAGUUCAUAACUCCAUGGUGUACUAGAUUUGUCAACUUGGUUGACAAUGAGGAAAAACAAACUGGAUUACAAGGAAUGUUGAAGAUUAUUGAAGUAAAUCCUGAUUCUGGUUUUGGUGGUCUACAAACUCAACAAGGUAAGGUUAACCUUGCUAAAUUUUUGGAGGUUUUGGCAAAUUACGAAGAUGCAACAAGUGAAUUACAACAACAAUUUUUGAAUUUGAUCAAUCACUAUAAAUCAGUAUUGGGACCAGACGGGUGGAGUCAAGUUUUGAAAUUUGUUAGUCCUUCUCUAAGGAACAAUUUGGAUAUUUAA